Molecule: messenger RNA, 1563 nt
Organism: Coregonus clupeaformis (lake whitefish)
Lineage: Eukaryota; Metazoa; Chordata; Actinopteri; Salmoniformes; Salmonidae
Gene: krt18b
Product: keratin 18b
Exons: 7
Coding region: 114-1385 (423 amino acids)
Biological process (GO): intermediate filament cytoskeleton organization
Cellular component (GO): keratin filament
Molecular function (GO): structural molecule activity
Source: RefSeq, a predicted model, not a curated record
AGUUCUCCGGUUCACUCUACCCACGUCACUCUUUCUGUAGCUCAGCUCAGAGGCUCCUUUCUCUCUCUCUCUUUUCCAUUUGUUCAUUCGUUCCGACUACUCCAUCAGCAGUCAUGAGUUACAGACCGUCCAACAGUCACAUCUCCUUCCAACGCACCAUGCCCGUGUCCUCCUACCGGGCCGCCAGCACCUAUGGCGGGGCCGGCGGCCAGGGCACCCGCAUCUCCUCCGCAGCCUACGGGGGCCUCCGCAGCGGUGCCCCAGCCGGCUCUUCCUCCUACUCCUCAUCCUCCUUUAAGGUGAGCGGCGGUGGUAUGGGCACGGGCAUUGGUGGUGGCAUGGGUGCCGGCAUGGGCGGCAUGGGUGGUCUAAUCAACGCUGCGGCAGUAGGUGGUGGCAGUGGUCACGUCAUGGGCAACGAGAAGGGGGCCAUGCAGAACCUGAAUGACCGCCUGGCCAACUACCUGGAGACGGUGAGGAACCUGGAGCAGGCCAACGGACAGCUGGAGGUGAAGAUCCGAGAGGCCCUGGAGAAGGGAGGACCGGACGCCCGCGACUAUAGCAAGUACAGCACCAUACUGGACGACCUGCGCAAGAAGGUAUUCGAUGCGACAGUGGACAACGCUAGUAUUGUCCUCCAAAUCGAUAAUGCUCGCUUAGCUGCAGAUGACUUCAGAGUAAAAUUUGAAUCUGAGUACAGCAUUCGUCAGUCAGUGGAGGCGGACAUUGCUGGGCUGAAGAAGGUCAUCGAUAACACCAACAUGGGCAGGAUGAAUGUGGAGAGUGAGAUCGAGGCCGUGAGGGAGGAGCUCAUCUUCCUCAGGAAGAACCAUGACAAUGAGGUGAUGGAGAUGAGGACCCAGAUAUCCCAGUCAGGGGUGCAGGUGGACGUGGACGCCCCUAAAGGUCAGGACCUGAGCCUGGUGAUGGAGGAGAUGAGGGCCAACUACGAGAAGAUGGCUCUGAAGAACGCAAAGGACCUCAAAAUGUGGCACGAAAACCAGAUCUCAGACGUACAGGUGCAGGUAUCCCAGAACACAGAGGCCCUGCAGGGGGCCCAGAUGGAGAUGAGCGACCUACAGAGACAGUUACAGACCCUCGAGAUCGAGCUCGCGUCCCAACAGAGCUUGAAAUCCUCCUUGGAAGAUACCUUGCGCAACACAGAGAUGCGCUCCAACAUGGAGGUGGAGAAGUACAAUGCUAUCCUCAUCCGUCUGGAGGGUGAGCUGACCAACCUGCGGGGCAACAUCCAGCAGCAGGGCCAGGAGUAUGAGGCACUCCUCAAUAUGAAGAUGAAGCUGGAGGCCGAGAUCGCCACCUAUAGGAGCCUGCUCGAUGGGGGAGACUUCAAGCUCCAAGACGCUAUGGAUGAACUGAAAGCAUAAGGGAAUGAGGGCGGACAAAAGUGAUGACCAAUUGUAAACUUCAUGGAGAGAGAGAUAUACACCCACAGACGCAGAGGAGUCAAACCCAUCAAAUGGGCAUAACAUCGUGUCAUAAAAAAAUCAUAACAACAACAAAAAAUCAAACUUUGAUGCAAUAAAUGCAAUGGUUACCAUUUAA